GAGGAGUCGGAACAUCCGCAGAUAAAAGAAGAGCAUCAAAAGCCAGAACAUCCCUGGACAAAAGAGGAAACCAUGGAGCUCCCCAUAAGUGAGCAGAAAGAGCAGCUUGUUCUGAAGCACAAGAUUCAAGAUACAAGAGAGAAACCUUUCCCAUGUUUGACAUGUGGAAAAAACUUUCUUAAAAAAGAGCAUUUAAUGAUUCACAUGAGAACUCACACAGAUCAGAAGUUUUAUUGUCUGUCCUCUGAAAAAUCUUUCACAAAAAAAUCUAGUCUGGAUACACAUAUGAUAAUUCACACAGGUGAGAAGCCUUUUGAAUGUCUGUCCUGUGGAAAAAGCUUCACUAAGAAAUCUCAUCUUGAUACUCACAUCAGAAUUCACACAGGUGAAAAACCUUUUUCCUGUACCAUUUGUAACAAGAAUUUUGCUGAAAAAGGUAGUUUGACUAAACACAUGAUAAUUCACACAGGUGAAAAGCCUUUUGGAUGUCUGUCCUGUGAAAAAAGUUUCACUAACAAAUCUAAUCUUGAUAGACACAUCAAAGUUCACACUGGUGAGAAGCCUUUUUCCUGUACCAUUUGUAACAAUAAAUUUAAUCAAAAGGGUAGUUUGACUUAUCACAUGAGAAUUCACACAGGUGAGAAGCCUUUUAAAUGUCUGUCCUGUGGGAAAAGCUUCACUAAGAAAUCUCAUCUUGAUACAUACAUCAGAAUUCACACUGAUGAGAAGCCUUUUGAAUGUCUAUCCUGUGGAAUAAGCUUCAGUAACAAAUCUCAUCUUGAUAGACACAUCAGAAUUCACACUGGUGAGAAGCCUUUUUCCUGUACCAUUUGUAACAAUAAAUUUAAUCAAAAGGGUAGUUUGACUUCUCACAUGAUAAUUCACACAGGUGAGAAGCCUUUUGAAUGUCUGUGCUGUGGAAAAAGCUUCACUAAGAAAUAUUGUCUUGAUAAACACAUCAGAAUUCACACUGGUGAGAAGCCUUUUUCAUGUACCAUUUGUAACAAUACAUUUACUCAAAAGAGUCAUUUGACUUCUCACAUGAGAAUUCACACAGGUGUGAAGCCUUUUGAAUAAGUCACAGCAGUUAGAUGCCACAGGAAUGAACAGUAGAGGUGUUUACCAUGAUUGACUGGUGAUAAAAUGUCCAUCUAGAAACUCUUUCACCUCAUUACAUGAGAAACUCACGGGUUAGUGUUCUUUUUUUUUUUUUUUUUUUAGGACAGUUUUGAGAAAGCCAUUAAUUAACAGCUCUGUAUACAUAGAAACCAGAACAGAUAAGGUGUUAUACAGUAAAUCCUGUACUCAGUUGAUAUAAGCAAUUGAUAAGUUUAAAUAGAAAAAAAAAAAUCAAUGCAGACCCAUAUUGUGCAACUUUGGCAUGGUGUUGCACAUCUUUUUCUGAAUGAAUUUAUUAAGAAAAGAACUCGAGUUUUAUUUUUUACACUAAAAAACUUUUAAUUGAAUGAUAAGCUAUCGGCUUUAUAUAUUCCAGAAACAGACUUUUA
This is a messenger RNA of Cyprinodon tularosa, 1508 nucleotides long. RefSeq names its product gastrula zinc finger protein XlCGF8.2DB-like. The record is from RefSeq and is a predicted model, not a curated record. Gene Ontology annotation, molecular function: RNA polymerase II cis-regulatory region sequence-specific DNA binding; DNA-binding transcription factor activity, RNA polymerase II-specific. The transcript has 2 exons. Gene Ontology annotation, biological process: regulation of transcription by RNA polymerase II. Bases 73 to 1077 code for a protein of 334 amino acids. NCBI's taxonomy places the organism in Eukaryota, Metazoa, Chordata, Actinopteri, Cyprinodontiformes, Cyprinodontidae.